AUUUAUGCCAACAUGACAAUAUUGAUAAAUGUGGUCGUUUCCUGAGAUUGACUAUAAUCUCUUUGAAAGAGAACGAAACUUGUGGGCACUGGUAUCGGACAGUCCUGAAAGUAAAAUAUUGUUUUGAAUUGAAUGUAAAUCGAAGCUUCCGUGACAAGUUUCUUUGUUGAGGAAGUUGGCGGUACUAAUAUAAAUUGUCUGGUAUUCAAUUUUAUUAUUUCAUAUUAACUGGGCAUUAUACGAAUCAAAGUUAGUGAAACUGGCAGAGUACUGAGUCAAGCUUUCAUUUGAAUAUUAUUUUUAACAACAAAAUUGUGAAACUUGCAAAAGAAAUUCAUUUCGAAAAAGAUUGAAUACAUAGCCACAAGUUGACGUGUUACUGCACCAUUAUUCAUUUACUUCUAUCAACUUUUGAAUUCAUCAACUCAUCAUAGACGUCGUUCGUUCAAUCUGCAGGUCAAACUUUAUCAAGAAUGUUGGUCUUGUGCUUCUUUAUCACUGUACAUGUCGCUUUUGUUGAAACAAGAAGUGUUCUAGUGGAGACGGGAAAAAGCCAAAAAAUAAACGAAGAGAAAUUGAAAGCCUUUGAACAACGUUUUCUCGAUAUGAUUGGAAUAAAGGAGAAACCACAAGGUUCAAAGAAAUUGGCUGUGCCGCAGUAUAUGUUAGAUUUAUUUAACAGUCGUGUGCGUGAUCCUAAUUACAUCUCGACAAAUAUGAUAUUUCAAGAUUUUGCAACGACCGCGAAUACAGUUCGUUCUUUUUAUCACAAAGAUUUACCGCAGAGGAACAGUGGAACUAACGUAAGAUCAAAGAGGAGCGUCUUUCUUGAUAUGAAAAGCAUUCCUUGGCACGAGGAGUUAGUUAAAGCCGAGUUUCGUGUUUAUAAAAAUCGUUCCACGAUGGAAUCGAGCCAUUUCAUAAAUCUUUAUAAGAUUUUACCGUCUGGGGAAAGAGAAUUACUCGACUCGAAGACGCUUAAUGGUUCCUCGUUCGGAUGGUUAAGCUACGACAUUCUUGAAGCGGUAAAACAUUGGCAUAAAUCACCCAAAGAUAACUAUGGUAUAGAGCUUGAAUUGAUGAAUGAAAAUGGGCAUUAUGCAGAUGCAUCUCAUAUUCAUUUCGAUAAACCAGAUUGGAUGAACAUAGAGCAAUGGGCCAAUCAUCGACCAUUGUUUGCAGUAUAUUCACGAGAUCCCAAAACUCAUGUACAUAAAAAGCGUGAACGCCGUAACGCGUCCCCGUCAUGGAAAAAUUAUAAUGGUCAAUGCCAGCGUUUUGAUCUGGUCAUUGAUUUCGUUGGCCAUUUGAAAUGGGAUUGGGUCAUUCAACCUUCAACAUAUUCAGCUUACUUAUGCAAAGGAAAAUGUGUGUAUCCAUUGGUUGAUCAUAUGAACGCUACAAAUCAUGCCAUGGUACAAACCCUGGUUCAUAGUUUGAAGAAAUAUCGUGAUAAAAUACCACCUGCGUGUUGCGUGCCUACGGAACUUGAGUCUGUUAUGUUGUUGCUUCAGAAAGGUAACUCAGUUGAACUGAAAGAUUAUCCAGAUAUGUCUGUGACGAGUUGUGGAUGUAGAUAAUAUCAUAAAAUAUAAAGGAAAACGAAUUAUCCAGCACUUGUUUCUUCCUUCAACUCAGAUAAUCUAACUAUGUCUUGCGACACUCGCAUCCCUAGUUUCUGCGCAUGUGCAAAGUAUGGUCCGUUUAUAUGUGGAACAGAUUUCAUAGUGAACAAAAUUUACGAUUUCUCAAAACAGAACUAUGUCCAAAAGAUUGUGAAAACAGAAAAGGUGUUUCUGAUGUUGCCUUUUAGAGCAAAUUGUCCAAUGUGGUGUAACGAGUUGCUUCAAAACGAGAUUAUGGGUUUGGAAACGGGAUUAGGAAGUCACUCGUCUUGUGUGUGCAAAUUUUACCAAAACAUGAUGUCAUAUAAACAUUAAUUUAUAGUACAUAUCAUCGUUAUAUCACGAAAAACAAAACAAUGUAUAGUGUAUAUUUUUAUUGUUUAUUAAUAUUAUUAUUUCAGGAUAUAUUUGUAAAGAAUUUUGUAAAUAUAAUGAUUUUGAUUAUAUGUGUUAGAAACAA
Messenger RNA from Xenia sp. Carnegie-2017, 2085 nucleotides. Its product is annotated as bone morphogenetic protein 2-like. The record is from RefSeq and is a predicted model, not a curated record. NCBI's taxonomy places the organism in Eukaryota, Metazoa, Cnidaria, Anthozoa, Malacalcyonacea, Xeniidae. Gene Ontology annotation, cellular component: extracellular region. Gene Ontology annotation, biological process: SMAD protein signal transduction. Gene Ontology annotation, molecular function: cytokine activity; growth factor activity. The coding region runs from base 474 to 1580 and encodes 368 amino acids. The transcript is spliced from 4 exons.